UUGGGAUGGAUCGUACUACGUCAUGAAGAGCUGGAGUUACUCGCUCGCCUUUCCGUGAAGAGAGUUUUGGGACACUUGAGAAGGAUAGACGUCGGUCGACGAACACCUAUCGAUUAAGCGGAAUGAAACGCGUUAUUAUUUUGCAAACGAACCGUCUAAAACAGACGUGUCAUUUACUGCACACUUGAGACUUUCGAAAAAACGAAUUUUACCCGCACAGAGACCUUUUAUUAUAUGUGGAGACGGUUGAAAGUUGCAACGCACUGAUUCCAUUAUCAGAUCGGCUGCAUCAGAGGAAUGCUUCCUGUGAUGAUGUUUAUACUAAGGAUUACAAUUAAUGCAUUGAUGGAUUCCACUAAAAUGCAUCUCAUGUUGAUAUCCAUACUCCUCGGAACAUUUACAUAUGCAGUAGCUGAUGUGAACCUUUCGGAGUCUGGAGAGGUUGAGGCUCUAGCUGAGGCCCAAAGUGGAGGUCUGCCAACUGUUGAAGGUGAUUUCCUGGAAUUUUUGGAGUCACCAAACAAUAUAACCAUAAUACAGGGCCAGACGGCUACGUUGCAGUGCAGAGUGGCAGGCCAUCCACGGCCCAGCAUCCGCUGGCUUAAAAAUGAUGCCCCAGUGGUGCAGGAGCCGGGCCGCAUCUUCAUCCGCAAAUCAGAUGGCGGAUCAAAGCUCCGCAUUCAAGACCUGGACACCACUGACACCGGAUACUACCAGUGUGUGGCCUCCAAUUCAGCCAAAGUCAUCUCGUCUACUGGAGUACUCUAUGUGCGACUAGGACAGUCCCCAACCCAUGGUGCAGAUGAUGCAACACAUGAAAAGGGCUUCUGUCAGCCGUACCGAGGCAUCGCUUGCGCUCGCUUCAUUGGCAACAGGAGUAUUUAUGUGGAGUCUCUGCAGAUGCAGGGAGAAAGUGAAAACCGCAUCACUGCUGCCUUCACCAUGAUUGGCACCUCCACACAGCUCUCUGACCAGUGCUCCGAGUAUGCCAUUCCUUCCUUCUGCUAUUAUGUUUUCCCACUAUGUGAGGAGGGCACCAGAGGUCCACGGAAGCGCCAGCUCUGUCGGGAAGAGUGUGAGGCUUUGGAGAACGACUUGUGUCAUGCAGAGUAUACCAUCGCACGGUCCAACCCUCUCAUUCUAAUGCAGCUCGAACUGCCCGCAUGCAACCUGCUUCCCCACCCUGGCUCACCCGAAGCUGCCAGCUGCAUUCGCAUUGGCGUGCCACCUCAAUAUUCACCCCCAGAUCACAGGUGUUUCAAUGGAAGUGGCACUAACUACAGGGGAACAGUCAGUGUCACAAAAUCUGGCUACCAGUGCCAACCCUGGAGUACACAAUAUCCACACAGUCAUCAUCUGACCCCUACUGAUUACCCUGAACUCAGAGGAGGACACAAUUUCUGCAGGAAUCCUGGAGGGCAUAUGGACAGCCCUUGGUGUUACACAUUGGACCCUAAUGUUAGAGUGGAUGUCUGUGACAUUCAGCCCUGCCAACCCCCAGAGAAAGUGAAGAAGGAGAUACUGUACAUUUUAAUUCCCAGCAUAGCCACUCCACUUGUUAUCGCCUGCCUAUUCUUCUUGGUGUGCAUGUGUCGAAAUAAACAAAAGGAGUCUGCCGACACACCUACUCGCCGGCAGCUUACUGCCUCGCCAAGCCAAGAAGUGGAACUACCCCUUCUAAAUCAGCACAAACAUCAGGCAAAGCUUAGAGAAAUUAAUCUGUCUGCUGUUCGAUUCAUGGAAGAGCUUGGAGAAGACCGUUUUGGCAAAGUCUACAAAGGUCACCUCUACGGUACGGCCCCAGGUGAACAGACUCAGGUUGUGGCCAUAAAGACAGUGAAAGACAAAGAUGAGGGUACAUUGAAGGAGGAAUUCUGCCAUGAAGCCAUGCUCCGUUCCCGGCUACAGCACCCAAAUAUCGUCUGCCUUUUAGGUGUUAUAACUAAAGAACAGCCCAUGAGCAUGAUCUUCAGCUAUUCGGGCCAUGGUGACCUUCACGAGUUUCUGGUCAUGCGGUCUCCACACUCGGAUGUGGGCAGUUCUGAUGAUGAUCGAACUGUAAAAUCCACCCUGGAACAGGCAGAUUUUCUACACAUUGUCACACAAAUAGCAGCUGGAAUGGAAUAUCUUUCCAGUCACCAUGUGGUGCACAAAGAUAUGGCAACGCGCAACAUUCUGGUCUGUGAUAAGCUCAAUGUGAAGAUCUUGGACCUUGGGCUGUUUAGAGAAGUCUACUCUGCGGACUACUACAAGUUGAUGGGCAGCAGUCCGUUCCCUAUUCGUUGGAUGUCCCCAGAAGCCAUAAUGUAUGGCAAGUUUUCCACAGACUCAGACAUUUGGUCCUACGGCGUGGUGUUGUGGGAAAUUUUCAGCUAUGGCCUUCAACCUUAUUGUGGCUAUUCUAACCAAGAUGUGAUGGAGAUGAUACGCAACAGACAAGUGCUUUCCUGCCCAGAUGAUUGUCCCGCCUGGAUUUACACGCUUAUGUUGGAGUGCUGGAACGAGUUCCCCACACGGAGGCCACGUUUCAAAGAUAUACAUGCACGUUUGCGUACCUGGGAGAGCUUGUCUAACUACAACAGCUCUGCGCAAACCUCAGGGGCAAGCAACACCACUCAGACCAGCUCCCUAAGCACAAGCCCCGUCAGUAACAUCAGUAACGCUCGCUACGUUAGUCCCAAAAAGUCAUCCCCCUUUCCUCAGCCUCAGUUUAUGCCCAUGAAGAGUCAGAUGCGGCCAAUUGUUCCACAGCAGCUCUACAUCCCUGUCAACGGCUACCAACCAGUACCGGCCUAUCAAUAUCUGCAAAACUUCUACCCUAUGCAGAUCCCUAUUCAGAUGCCUCCACAGCACUUGCACCCACAGAUGGUUGCCAAGGCUGGAUCACACCACAGUGGAAGCGGCUCCACCAGCACAGGCUACGUCACCACAGCUCCUUCCAAUGGAUCAGGCACAGAGAAGGCAGCUUUAAUGCAUGAAGACCAAAAGGCAACAGAGGACGAUAUACCUGAUGGGGCCUCUCAGCAUGGGCUGCACAAUGAGGACCUGUCUGUUCCUGAGACAGAGCUCCUGGGGGACAAUGACAGCCCACAGACAGAAGACGAUGAAGUCAACUUUGAAGCGUAGGCCACCUUAUGGAUCAAAUGAGAAAAUGGUUCUGCGAAAUGCACAUUUUUAUACAUUUUUGGCAGUUGUGCACGUUUGAAAAGUGAAGGAAAACCAGUAAAUGACACAUGAACUAAAUGUUAUUUAUGCUUUUGUUUUUUUUUACUUGUUUGAACAGUGUGAACCGUCCUAGCUUCACCCAUGAGCUGCCGCUUUUUAGUCUAUGAUAAGGAAUCAUGCUUUUAAAUCUUAAGCAAAGGACAGUGUGUAUGUGUGUAUUGUUGCAAAGCUAUUCAGAAGAAUGUAUGUUCUUACUGUUGCUGUGCAACAUGAAACAAAACUAAAAAAUGGUUCUCACCAAAAUCCUUGUUAAUUUAGCCUACUUCAUAGUUGACAUUGUCACUAUGUUUAUGAACACACUGCUUAAGGCAGAAUCUAAGCCUUUUUUGCUUAAUCAUAUAUGGAGUUCAAAGCAGUAAUCCAUGAAUAAACUGACUUCUUGCUUGAGGAGAUUGUUAAUAAUGUGCAUUAUAAAACGGCACCAUGGACCACAGUAUGGAACUAUUAAAUAACAUUGAUGCAGACUCCAUACAUUUGGUCUGUUUAUUGUUUUUGUUUUUUUUACAUUGAAUCCCUGUUGUAAAAAUGUGUAAUAUAUGUCAUAACUCUCUUUUAAAAUUGUAACUGUUUUGUAAUAUUUUCAGACAUGAAUUGUUUAGCCAGUAGUGUUGCUUAAAGUCAUACCAGAUGUUAUAACAAAUAUUGUAAAGUAUCAUGGAGUAUUUUAAAAGGUUUUAGCAACUUUUAGUUAUAGUAAACAUCUACACAUCUAGAAAUUGACACAUCUGACUUGCUAUUGCAAUUAAACCAGUCAUACACUUGACAGUUUGUCUGAUUUGAUAUAUCUGUGUUUUAGUUAUUUUAUAUUUCACUGGUACAUGGUAAUCAAAGAGUAAUGCAUUAUUUAAAAAAAAAAAACGUUUCUCCUAAGGUUUUUAGACACCAUUAAAUGUGCAUUGUUAGAGUUGUCCACUUAGAAAAGAACGUUGAGAAAUUCUGAUCCCCCAAUGAUGUAAAUAGUUUCUGUAUUUCCCGAUGAACACGCGUAUGACUCUGAUAAUGUUCACGCAGUUUUGGUAACUAAACCGGGUUUUGAGUUGGUGGGUUAAAGUUGACCAAUGACUGGGAGGUAGGCGGUCUUAUCUCAUGCCACUUCCUAAAAAAGGCGUGUCCAAAGAGUAGCUGAUAUAUCUUCUUAAAAUGCACUUUUUGACAAAUAACCUAAUUGGUGUUGACCUGAUACAGAUGUAGACUACAGCUUUGGGCUCAAAGGUCGACUACUGAGAUGUCAACUGCUACUUGUUGCGCCACGCUUGAUGAACUGGGUUUUAUCGGAGAUUUGCAAAGUACGCACCGGUUGUACCCUAUGCCAGACCUCCGUACAAAUGUUGGGACGCGACGGAAACGAGAAUUCACACCCGACGAGCAGAAAGACUGUAACUACUGGCUUAAACGAAACCGUAAUAACGAAGCUGCAAAGAGAUCUCGCCAGCGCAAGAGAUUUGAGGGAUAUCUUCUGGAGGCACGUGCGGUCGAGCUUCAGCGCGAAAAUGAAAAACUCAAAGUUGCGCUGUCUGCAGUCAACCAUCAUAACACGGGUCUGAAUCAUCAUAGGGAUGUUGCUUUAAAGUAUCCUCUGGGAAUGCCAAUUGACGGCUGUCCACAUGUGCCCACAACUGUGAUGCCACUGCAAUACCAGUGUAUGCAUGGUCUCUUCCGUUGUCAAGUUUCUGAUAGUUGUGGAUCAAUCUGUGCCCAAACGAGUCAUUGCAAUUCGGUGUACAAUUGCAAUUUGGCGUCGUACCCCGAGACGGAAAACACCAUCAAUACUUCGAAAAUGCAGCACAUCAGUUUAUGGGAUAGUUAUCCAAUAAGCAGGUACAGUCAGGGAUCGAAGAUGUGUACCAGUACCAGUGGAGUCCAUCUGCGCAAUAGAGGCUUCACCUAUGAACAUGAUACAUCUCAAAUGCUGCCGGAGCCGCCUCAGUACAGCAAUCCAGUGGCCAACCUGACGCGCAGUAACCACUGUUUUAGCUCCAGAACAUCGUCAUCUGAAACGACAUUGAAUUGCUCGCGACAGCCUGGACAGAUUGGAGCCACUCAUGAAGUCCCAAUACAAUCAAAAGUAUCGGAAGAAACCUGCCAGCCAAGUACACCGUCAGUUCUGCUUCCACACAAACUGCGGUACAAAUUGAAUAACGCAAGGUUUGUUACAAAGUAUCUCUCUUAAUGGAUAUUCGGUAUGGGUUAUUAUAAAUAUAAUAAUGAUUUGUUCAAGUCUCGUUUUAAAUCAGUAGAAUUCUACAUUUUAAAUAAAGUGAUUCUUUAUCAUGGA
Misgurnus anguillicaudatus (oriental weatherfish) is the source of this 5500-nucleotide messenger RNA. It is a transcript of the gene ror2, whose product is annotated as receptor tyrosine kinase-like orphan receptor 2. The record is from RefSeq and is a predicted model, not a curated record. NCBI's taxonomy places the organism in Eukaryota, Metazoa, Chordata, Actinopteri, Cypriniformes, Cobitidae. Gene Ontology annotation, molecular function: transmembrane receptor protein tyrosine kinase activity; Wnt-protein binding; ATP binding. Gene Ontology annotation, biological process: protein phosphorylation; multicellular organism development; cell surface receptor protein tyrosine kinase signaling pathway. Gene Ontology annotation, cellular component: plasma membrane; signaling receptor complex.